Ctenocephalides felis (cat flea) is the source of this 924-nucleotide messenger RNA. It is a transcript of the gene Cpsf5, whose product is annotated as cleavage and polyadenylation specificity factor subunit 5. Bases 63 to 755 code for a protein of 230 amino acids. Gene Ontology annotation, cellular component: mRNA cleavage factor complex. Lineage: Eukaryota; Metazoa; Arthropoda; Insecta; Siphonaptera; Pulicidae. The record is from RefSeq and is a predicted model, not a curated record. Gene Ontology annotation, molecular function: mRNA binding. The transcript has 5 exons.
CUUAAUUAACGAGCCUAAAUUAGUUAUUGUUUUAACAGUGUUUUAAUAAUUAAAAUUACAAUAUGACGAUGCCCCCUCAGCAAGUAGCGAAUAAAUCCGGCAGCGGGUGGCCGAGGAAAGCUCAUCCGACAACGGCAGCUCCUAGGCCUGUAAACCAGUCAAUUACGAUUGAUAGAACGAUUAACGUAUAUCCUUUAACAAACUAUACAUUUGGAACAAAGGAACCACUUUUUGAAAAAGAUCCCUCAGUUCCAGCUCGAUUUCAAAGAAUGCGUGACGAGUUUGAAAGAAUCGGUAUGCGUAGGUCAGUUGAAGGAAUUUUGUUAGUCCAUGAACAUGGUUUGCCACAUGUUCUCCUUCUACAAUUAGGAACAACAUUUUUCAAAUUACCCGGAGGUGAAUUAAAUCCUGGUGAGGAUGAAGUAGAAGGCUUGAAAAGGUUAUUGACAGAGACGCUGGGCAGGCAGGAUGGGGUUAAGCAGGAAUGGACAAUAGAAGACACCGUUGGUAAUUGGUGGAGACCAAACUUUGAACCGCCUCAAUAUCCAUAUGUAGCUCCCCAUAUCACAAAACCAAAAGAACAUAAAAGAUUGUUUCUAGUGCAGCUUCAAGAGAAGGCUUUAUUUGCUGUGCCUAAGAACUACAAGUUAGUAGCUGGACCCUUGUUUGAGCUUUAUGACAAUUCUCAAGGAUAUGGCCCGAUAAUAUCCUCACUUCCUCAGGCUCUGUGCAGGUUUAAUUUUAACUAUAUGUGAGAAAUAGGAAAAUCUUUUAUGUGCUUAAAUGAGCAACUAUAUUAGUUGCCUGCAUUCCUGAGCUGAGCAAUAAAGAUUCAGAGAUCAAACAUGACGUUAGUCAGUCUGGUGAAGAUAAUUGAUUUAAUAAUAAGAUAGAAUUUAAGUAUUCUUAGGUAAAUCGGAAUAU